AUGUAUAAAGGAAGGCCGAUAGAAAAGCUGUCACCAGAAGAAUGGAAACAGUUUAUUGAUGAUAUGUUACGAAAGGAGGCAGAAAAUAAGAAAAUGCAAAAGAGGAUAGAAGAGGAGAGGAGACAGUUAGAAGCGGCGAAGCAGUUAUUGAAUAUGACCGGCGAUAAGCAAAGCGGCACGAGCACCGUGAUUAGAGGUACUAUAGGCACCUUAACGGAGUUUUCAAUGAGUGAAAAUUGGUCGCUGUGGUUUGAGAGAUUCGAACAAUAUUGUGUUACCAACGAAGUACCAGGGGAAAAGUACGUGUCAUUGUUCCUGACUUCGAUGGGAAAAGACGCGUAUGGGCUGCUGCGUGAUUUGUGUUCACCGCAAAAACCCGCGACAAUGAGGUUCAAAGAACUAGCAGAGAUUAUGAGUAAUCACUUACAACCUGCUCCAUCAGUAAUUAUGGAGAGGUAUAGAUUUAAAGAGUGCAGGCAGAGUCCAGAAGAUGACGUCAAAGCAUACGUCGCGCGUCUUAAGAAAGUUUCAAUGUUUUGUGAAUUUGGCAACGGGCUUGAGACGAACCUGCGUGAUCAGUUCGUCUGGGGAAUUUCGAGCGAAACUACGAAGAAGAGGCUACUCGGAGAAAAAGAACUGACCUCCCAAAGGGCUAUUGAAAUUGCGUUGUCGCUGGAAUCGGCUGGGCGAGAUGCAGCAAGAAUGCAAGGAGGCACCACAGCAACAGCGAGCGCGCUAAAUUUCAUGACGGACAAGAAAAAAGGUGCCGGUAAGAAAAAUAAGCAAGAGAAUAAAGGAGAUGUGAAAAAAUGUUUCUGCUGCGGUAAGUCGAACCACCAAAAAAGUGAGUGUCGUUAUAAGGAUUUUAAGUGCAACGCGUGUGGCAAAGUCGGGCAUUUGCAGGUAGUGUGUCGAAACAAAACAAGUGCCAGUUCAAGCGUGAGCGCGCAACAGCAAGUUAAGCCGCGUGGCGGUCGCACUACCGAGAAGCAUAAUUUCGUAGAAGAGGAGCCGUUAGGUCAAGCGCUCGAUUCGAUUUUCGCGUUACAAAGCACUGAUGUAAACAAAGCAUGCGACAGCCUUCCGUUCCGUUUUCAAGUGAGUGUUGAAAAUGAGCCGUUAUUUUUCGAGAUCGACACUGGCUCACCUAUUACCGCGAUUUCUGAAAAAGUAUACCGUGAAAAAGCCAACUUGUAUCGUGUUAAACUACUUGAGAAUCCACGAGUUUUCAAAACGUACCAUGAGAAACGUUUGACACCGUUAGGAGUAUUACGCGUACAAGUCAAACACGUAGAUAAAGAGUUGAAGCUAGAGCUUUUUGUAUUACCUGGUAACACUGAGACGCCCAUAAUGGGACGAGAGUGGUUACGCCCAUUAAACAUAAUCCAUGUAAAUUCGACCACGGGCGAGAUGUGUAUUAAUUCAUUAAAAAAUGAAGAUAGCCCCAGUAAGGUGUUGAUUAGUAAAUUUAGUGGCGUAUUUUCGGAUAAAAUUGGAUUAUAUACGGGCGGAAAAUUUUCUUUGCAUGUAAAGCCAGAUACGAAUCCUGUUUUUUGUAAAGUAAGAGCCGUGCCAUUCGCGCUACGCAGUAAAUUAGAACAAGAGAUAGCGAGGUUAGAAAAGGAUAAAAUAAUUGAACCGGUAAAAAGCAGCGAAUGGGCCACGCCAGUCGUACCUGUUCUAAAAACAAGUGGGCAAAUUAGACUGUGCGGAGAUUACAAAAUCUCAUUAAACCCGCAUUUAAUCGUGGACAGACACCCUAUUCCUCGUGUAGCUGAUUUGUUGGCAAACCUUGAAGGUGGAAAAUUAUUUUCGAAAUUAGAUUUAGCACAUGCUUACCAACAAAUCGAGCUAGACGAAGAGUCAAAAAACUUAACAACCAUAACUACACACAAGGGCUUAUACAAGUAUAAUAGACUGAGUUAUGGCAUAGCAUCGGCACCGGGACUUUUCCAAAGAGAGAUGGAAAAAAUAGUAAACGGAAUCCCCGGGGUAAAAACGUAUUUUGAUGACGUCCUGAUAUCGGAAAAAUCGCGAGAAGAGCAUGAUGAGCGUCUAUUUGAAGUUUUAAAGCGUUUUGAGCAAAAAGGGUUGACCGUGAAACCGAGUAAGUGUAAAAUUGCACAAAAAUGUAUUCAGUUUUUGGGAUAUGAAUUAGAUGAACACGGCUUACAUGUGGCUCAAAGUAAAAUAGAUGCGAUUAUUAAUAUGAAAACCCCGACCAACAUCAAAGAGUUGCAAUCGUUCCUAGGGGCAUGUAAUUAUUAUAGUAGAUUUAUUAAAAAUUAUGCUCAAAUAAUGAGUCCCCUGUAUAAAUUGUUAAAAAAAGAUGUGGAAUGGCAGUGGACAACUGAGCGCGAAAAGGCAUUUGAAGAGGCAAAAUUAAAAUUAACGUCUCAUGAAGUGUUAGUACACUACGACUCAGAUGUACCGAUUAAAAUCACGUGUGAUGCCUCACCUAAAGGCCUCGGUGCCGUACUAUCCCACAUCUUUCCAUCAGGCAAAAUUAAACAUGUGGCUUUUGCCUCAAGGGUACUAAACAGCGCUGAAAAAAAUUACUCUCAAUUGGAUAGAGAAGCCUUAGCCUUAGUGUUCGGUGUAAAAGCAUUUCACCAAUACGUUUAUGGCCGACCGUUUAUCCUUGAAACGGACCAUAAACCACUGACGUAUAUCUUCGGGAAAAAGAAGGGUAUACCACAAAUGGCAGCGAGUCGGGUUCAACGCUGGGCCGUUAUUUUAUCAGGGUAUGAUUUCGAAAUUCGACACAUUAAGGGUACGGAAAACGGGCCAGCUGACGCGUUGUCGCGAAUGUUGAUUGAUAAUUUCAAGGCCGAUCCUAAUAACGCAGAACGUGAAGAUUACAGUUUUUUAAAUUUUGUUUCAGAAGAAUCUAAUUUGAUUGAUGUUAAUAUAAUUCGGCAAGAAACCCUAAAAGAUCCUGUUUUGAUUAAAGUGCGAAACUUUUUAAUAGAAGGCUGGCCGUUAAAUGUUGAAGAAAAACUACAACCAUAUAAAAAUAGACAAUUAGAGCUAACUCUUGAAAAUGACUGCAUUUUCUGGGGCCAUCGAAUUGUCAUUCCGACUACUGUGAUCGAGAGCGUGUUGGGCGAGUUACAUAGUGCCCAUAUGGGCAUAGUGAAAAUGAAGGCUCAGGCCAGGUCUUUUGUAUGGUGGCCGGGAAUAGAUAAAAUGAUCGAAAACACGGCAAAAUCGUGUGAACUAUGCUUGCAAUAUGGUACUAACCCACCACGCUCGAUCUUACAUACUUGGAAGUGGCCCGAGGCGCCGAAUGAAAGAGUACACGUUGAUUUUUGCGGACCUAUUGACGGGCAUAUGUAUUUGAUUAUAACUGAUGCGUACUCUAAGUGGAUAGACAUACGUGAAAUGAAUAACAUUACAGCAUCCUCUACAAUUAAAGUCUUAAAAGAGUACAUCAGUACAUGGGGGCUACCGAUUGCCAUUGUAAGUGAUAACGGGCCGACGUUUACAGCCACCGAAUUCCAGGCAUUCUUAAAGAAAAACAAUAUCAAACAUUUUAACACGGCCCCUUAUCACCCUGCGUCAAACGGUGCGGCAGAGAACGCUGUCAAAACUUUUAAAAGCAAAUUCAAGUUGUUGACCAAAGAGAUGACUCGGCACGAAGCGUUAGUAAGGUAUUUGUUUGUAUACCGUUCUGCGCCGCACUGUACGACUGGUUGCUCCCCGGCGGAAUUGCAAUUAGGGCGCAAACUUAGAACUAGAUUAAGUGCUAUUGAUGCAUCAGUGCGAGAAAAUGUUAUUAAAAAUCAAGAAAAACAAAAGUUGUACUUUAAUGGAAAUAGAAAUAUGCAAUUUAAUAUAGGUGAUACAGUAAUGGCAAAAGAUUUUAGUUUUAAUCAGUGGCGGAAAGCACAAGUUAUAGAUAAGUUAGGCCCCGUCACUUAUAAUGUCCGCGCUGAUAAUAAUAAGAUGUGGAAAAGGCACGUUGACCAAAUAAGAACAUGCGAAGAAAAAAUUCAGUUACCUUUUCCACACCACUGUCAUGAUAAUGUAAUGCCGGCGACAACGAGCGACACCGUUAAUAUUAACUCAAACAUGGAAAACGAAGCACAGGAAGCUAAUGCUACUAUUUACAAACAACCGGCAUUCGAAAAUAAUUGUGCUAAUGUCGCGUCGUCCAUACAAACGGCUAGACAAGUUGACACUGCUGCUAAAAUUGUAAAGCCGGCCGUUGAGGAACUGCGACGCUCCACGCGCGUUCGAAAAGCGCCUCAGCGCCUUAAUAUAUAA
Messenger RNA from Copidosoma floridanum, 4269 nucleotides. RefSeq lists its product as uncharacterized. NCBI's taxonomy places the organism in Eukaryota, Metazoa, Arthropoda, Insecta, Hymenoptera, Encyrtidae. Gene Ontology annotation, molecular function: zinc ion binding; nucleic acid binding. The record is from RefSeq and is a predicted model, not a curated record.